Molecule: messenger RNA, 5524 nt
Organism: Paramuricea clavata
Lineage: Eukaryota; Metazoa; Cnidaria; Anthozoa; Malacalcyonacea; Plexauridae
Source: the annotation of a GenBank genome assembly
AUGGCAAGUUUAGAAGAAGGGAUAAUGGUGACUCCAGUUCAUAUUGCUGCCAAGUACAACAGAUGUGAGUGUUUAACAAUUCUCUUGGAACAUGGCGCUGAUGCUAACAUUGCUAAUUCUUUUGGACAAACACCAUUGCACACUGCUGCCAGAAGAAAACUUAAUAAGAUGGUCGAAGUAAGUUUGAAUACUAAAUUGUAAAACUCGUGAAGAAAAUUUAAAAAUAAAUCAAUGCUUUCCUCUUUUCCCGAAAAUUAUCCUGAUUUGCAUAAACUUUUUCUCCAUUUUCUUUUCAAAUAAUUUCUUAAAACACAACUGUUCACAACUUAUUAUGGCAUUCUCGUUCGUGUUGUAUUAGACAUACAACCUUUCGCCUUUAAUUUGGCUCGAGUUUGUAUAUCUGAUACAAACACGGCCGCUCAUGCAUACAUGAGUUGCAUGCUUAUUGCUUAUAUAUUACUUAACAGAACUCGAUAACUGAAAGUUCACCUUAGUCCUUAGGAGUGCAAAACAGUGAUUACUGAUAACAUGAAACACAAAUGCUCUCAUAACAUAUUCCUAUAUGCGCAACUAUAUAUAGUACCUAUAGUCUACUGUCUCUGGCUAUAUUGAUAUUAUAGAUUCUUAUAAAGAAAGGUUUAGCAAAUGUGAACAGUGCAGAUCAUGACAUGGUAACUGCAUUACAUCUGGCUGCCACACCUGGGAAUGACAACGAAAGAACAACUGUCGUUAAAACUUUGGUAAGAAGGAAAUGCAAAACCAAAUUCAAUUAACUUGUUUUAAACCAGCUGGAAUAACUCUAUUCAGUUCUAUUCUGUUUUCCCUAUAGGCGUAGAGAAACGUACAUGCCAUAUCAUACCUAGUUAUAAAUAACUUCAUUGUAUAAAUAACUUCAUCAAUUCUAAGCCACAGUUUUUCCUAUACCUCAUAUUGGUCUAGUUUUACAAAUGUUAUAAGCCACUCUAUAUAUCAGUUCAGGAGGACACUAAAGUAUAUGGAAAUCCCUGGGCGGUGUUUUCUACAAUGCACUUGACUGAGAAGAAAUAGUAUAAUUAUACAGUUGCAUAAUGGACAUAGGACGUGGAUGUGAAAGCACAAUGUGCUAAACAAGUGCUUGAAUUUAUUAUUUUUCAUGUAGCUUGAGAAUGAUGCGAAUCCAUUUUGUGAAGACAACGAAGGGAACAGCGUCUUUCACGAGGCAGCAGAAAAUGGCGUUGGUGAUGUCCUGGAAAUACUUUCUGACUAUAGGGGUAUAUAAAUUGUUCAGUUAACUUGGUUUAAGUUUGGUGUUACAGUCGACAUCUUACGGACAUCUCUAUAAUAUACUUAUCUAAUAAGAACAAUUCUUGGUAGAGACACCGCUCUAUAUAUACGAACAUAUUUCUAGUAUGGACACCUCUCUAACAUGGAUAUCUCUUCAAUAGGAACUUCUCUAAUUCUCUCUAAUACGAACACUUCUUUAAUAAUGGACACUUCUUUAAUACGAAAAUCUCUCCAGCAUAACAUGCACAUCUCUAAUAUGAGCGUCCCUUUGAAACUGACACCUUUUCGAUACGAACAUUUCCCUUUUACGAGCAGUUUCCAUUGUUCCGACAUAACAAAUUUAUUUUUAAAAAGCCUUUAUAAUACGAACAUUUUUCUAGCUUUCAGUUCCAUAUAUAUGAGAGAGCAGUGGCUGUAUGGUUUCAGCUAAUAAUUUUACGCGACUCAAUUCUAUUCUAAUUCUUUAAUUCUUUUUGACAGGAUACCAUAAAGGUUCAUAUACGAGUGUAAUAGACGUUUUAAAUAAACCACGAAACGAUGGCAGCAAUUGUCUUCACCUUGCCGUGAAAAAUGGCCAUGAAAAGGUAAAAAUAUGUAAGGGAAUCUGGACAGUUCUUUGCUUUGCAACUGUAGUACGUAAUGAAAUAAGAUGGUAAUGAUUUUAAUCAUUUGUACUUGAUUUAUUUAUCAUUCAGAUCAUUUAUGUGACUCCAACAUGAAAUCAUCGUCGCUAUAUCGGAAUCUUUUUAGUUAAAUCCUUUCUUCUAAAAACAAUUGAAGAAUUGCUAAAACCGAAAAUAAAUACUUGAACCUCUUUCCAUGUUUAUCAUGUUGCACCCUCCACGCUUUGUCAUCCCCACGCCUUCUCAUCCCAGUCCCUUCCCCCCUGUUUGAGUUUCAGAUAAGGUGCCAGUAUUAUUGAGGCCGAGAAUGAGAGAGAUUUGAGAAGUGAGUUUGCAUGCAUGAGAGUUUGAGUACACGAGAACAAGAGUCGCAUGAGUACUAGUGUUGGUCAAAGCGAGCGAGAGUUGCAACUCUCAUCCUCAUUUUUUUUGUUAACAACUUUAUUGGUUUAAUUACGCGAACGGGACAAAAGUACCCAUGCUAGGCGCCUUCCCGUUACAACAAGCUAAAUACUAACAUUUUUAUACAACAAAUCUAAAGAUUAUAAUAAAUAUAACUAUCAAGUCAAUGUCAGAGAUUGCCUAGGAUAAUGUCCAUGUGCUGGGUGUGUCGAUUUCGAAAUGGGUAUUAAAUAGGAUUAGGUAUCUUGGAUUGAUUAGGUAUCUUGGAUUGAUUAGGUGUUUGAAGGAGUGGAUAAAUGAGAAACUCUAAACGGGAGCUGUUUUACAAAUUAUGUUCGAAAUUUUUAAAGUUCGGUUGUAAAAGGAGGCAUGAUAAGUAGAGGUGUUGCAUUGUGAGGUUUUGAGAACUAACGGAAUCUGACUAUGCGUGGUGCGACCAUGCCAAUAAAUGAGACAUGCUCAUUGUUCACUUCGAUGUACCCGCGUAUAAUGCCUUGUAGAAAAAUAUAAGGUCUUUGAUCUCUCUGUCGUAACAUAUAUUGCCUUUAAUAAAGGCAAUAAGUUCAGCAUGUUUAGUCUUUGAUGGUAUGUCAUCUCUUUAUUUUGGUAUCCUAUGAUCCACUUGGUAACUUUCGUGUACUGAUGUCCAAGCCACUUUAGUCUAUUUUUCAAUUGCAAUCUUUUAAUUUGUUAAUUUCCCUUUAUCUAUACAGGUGGUUCAAAUGUUCAUUGAUCACAAAGCUGAUGUAAAUCGAAAGUCGGUGAGUUUCAUAGUUUUACGGAAACCACUUGUCAUUCAUAAUUCACAGACAAAAUCCAUGUAAAGGAAAUCAGCAACUUUUCGUUAUCCUGACACAGUAGCAUAAUCUGUCAAGAUAUGAUAGUCUGGAAGCCAGCCAAACAUCAAAGCCACAAAAUAGAAAACCUUUGUUUGAUGUUGAACUAUAUACCACACCGUGCACAAAUCCUUUGUCUCAAUUUCAUUAAAUAUUAGGCCCGUUUUAUACGUCGAAUUUUGGUCGCGUCGAAUGCAAUUAAGACAAUAGAUAAUGAGAUGAUAAACCUCAUUAAGCUUCAUUAUCUGUUGUUUGAAUUGCAUUCGACACGACCGAAAUUCGACGUAUAAAACAGGCCUUAUUUAGUGAUCGUGGUUGCACAUUUCACCUUAGCUAUCCCUAUUGGACGAUUACUUCAUUUUUAGCAAAAAUACAAUGAGCUCAAUCACCGUGACCGUACACCAAUUAACAUAAACUCAGACAAAAACUGAUAUCGAAUAUUAAUGACCUCUGUCUAGUUUCCAUACCAUUAUGUUUUGAUAUUCUAUGAUACUAGUCAUAAUACAGGGUGUAUAAAAAAAACGCAACCUCGGAAUUUCCUAAGAAAUCACUUUGCAAUUCUUAAGCAUAAAAGAUUUUAGGCCCCUGGGAAUUGAAAUCGAAUUGCUAAUAGAUCAUAUUACUGUUGUUGUGCAUUAAAUAAAUGCAUAAAUUUUGCUUUAUGCACUAGCGUGUGCAGUAAUUUUGACUGUUGUGCUAUUUUAAAUACCCAGGCGCCUGAAAUCAUUUGUCUUUAAAACAAUGUCGAUUUCUUGGGAAAUUCCGAGGUUGCGCUUUUUUUGAUACACCCUGUACAGGGUGUAUCAAAAAAGCUGAACCCUUUCAAAUUCAAAUUAGCUAUAACGUAUUGUAGUAAUUUGACAGUUCUAAUUGCCUUAAAUUACUGGUUGGGUAAGAACACAAGGAAUACUGUAUUUCUUUUAAAUUUUCUAAUUUUUAUUUCUUUGAGUUUUGUCCCAUGAGUACAAGACCUUAUCCAACCAUUACUUUAAAGCAAUUAGAGAUGUCAAAUUACUACAAUACGUUAUAGCUAAUUUGAAUUUGAAAGGGUUCAGUUUUUUUUUAUACACACUGCAUGUAGUAAUAAAAAUUCAUAAACUAAAUCAGCUUAAAUAUUUCUUUAAAUAAAUACUGAUUUGCGUGAGAAGCUAUCGCACACUCAAAGUAAAUUAUUGCUGUGCCUGUGACUGUUUUAAUAAAAAAAAACGCCUCAAAAAUCUCAAAGAAACUUUGGUAAUCAUAUCGAGAUCUGAGCGUUGGCAACUUGGCAACACUUUUCUGUGUCUUCUUUCCUGUGCCCAAAGUUCGUCACACUCACACUGUAGGCUUUGUUGCAAUUAUUGUCUUAAAAUAACCAGUGUUUAAUCUCAUGUUGUCUCUAUAGGGAAAUGGUGAUACACCACUACAUAUAGCAUGUGACAAAGGUCAUCUGAGCACGUGUAAAAUCUUACUGGAGAACGGAGCGAAUAUAGAAUCUCCUGAUUCUUCUAACAAGCUUCCUAUUCACAGGUAUGACAUACUUAAAUUUACAGACGAGCAAGUUUUUUAUAAUAACAGCUUUUUAUGCGACAAGUUUUGUUCGCUUGUCUGUACAUGCAACUUUGCCAGGUUUUUCUAUGGCAAGUAUAUACUUACCCAACACUUGCCCAACAUUAGUGCCCAACACAUGCCCAACUCUUGCGCAACACUUGCACAAAACUUGCCCAACACUUGCACAAAACUGCAAAAGCUAGCCCACUAACUUUUGAACAGUGCACUUGUCGUAGAAAAAAGACAAAGUACACAAAUUUUGCUUGCCCGGAUGGGUCAACAAAGGAAAUUUAGGCACUUGGAUGCGGUUGGACAGCGAUAUAUUGGAUAUAUUGUUGUAGCACUUAUUUUGGCAGCCAGAAAACCAACUUGACUUAUCAUAGUGACUAUGUCAUAGAGAAUUAAACAAGUUUUUGCUAUAUGUAAUCGACUGACUAUGUGGUCGAACUAAGUCAAAAAGGAAGUUUGAUGCCUUUCACACCUUCUUGUCUGGUGUUUGGAAAGGCGUCAGGGGAAGUUAAAUCGAAAUGAAGCGGAACGAGAGAAACUCGGAAGAGAACCCUCCAUUGUUUCUCCAAUAUCCGUUUCAGCUCGAUGUUCUCGAGAUGACUGCAUACAAUUACCGGCAUAUAGACAGCAAUUUUGAAACGAGCAUAAACAUUCUUCUCUGAACUCCUUCAGAGCAGUGUUCAUCAACUAUUGAAGCCAAAAUGCGAUGGUUUUUUAUGAUAGUCUUAAUAGUUUCUUGCUAUCCAAGUUGCCUUACCGCGACAUGUAAUGGAUGUCUCGAUGCAAGAAAGUUACUGGAGAUACAAAAACAACUGGAAUUUCUCACCAAUGAAGUCAAGACAUUGAUAAAGAGCAGCGAAG